AUGGAAUUGGGAGGUCAUGUAAAGUUGUCUUCAAUCAAACAGGAAAAUGAAGCUGUGGAAGAUGACCUACCUGCGGUCGAUGCCGCCGACAGCUUGGAAUUCAUGGAACCUUGCGUGGAAAUCAAGGCAGAGCCGGAGGCUCAGCCAGAAUUCAUAGAUCCUGAUAAGAUCGAUGUGAAGUAUCCAUGCACGGCCUCAGUCAAACUUGAGAAAGAUCCACUAAGCUGCGACGAAGAGUAUGCUAAGGAGAUUAAGGAAGGAGAUGAUGACGUACAGACGAACGAGACUCCAAAGGACAUUCCCGAGAUACCCUUUGUCUCAUGCGGGGAACUGCUAGAACCAGAAUGGCCUUCGGAAAGCCGUGGAAAUGCAGACAGAGGCAGAGACCCAGCACUUGCCGGGAAGAAGGUGUUCACCUGCUCCGUGUGCCAGCACCGUUCCACCGGCUUCAGCCACUUCGAGAUCCACAUGAGGACCUACACGGGCGAGAAGCCCUUCUCCUGCACCGAAUGCAACCGCAGCUUCUCAUUUUCGCACAUUCUGAGGAGACAGAUGAAGGUCCACCACAUCAUAGAAUCUAAUAAGUAA
This is a messenger RNA of Macrobrachium nipponense, 588 nucleotides long. Its product is annotated as early growth response factor homolog 1-like. The record is from RefSeq and is a predicted model, not a curated record. Lineage: Eukaryota; Metazoa; Arthropoda; Malacostraca; Decapoda; Palaemonidae. The transcript has a single exon. The coding region runs from base 1 to 588 and encodes 195 amino acids. Gene Ontology annotation, cellular component: nucleus. Gene Ontology annotation, biological process: regulation of gene expression.